AUGGGGGAUGAACAACUGCUGUACAAAAGCUACGCAAGGCACGCGUGUCAAAAGAAGACAGGUGUGGCCAUGGAGCAAGCUGAACCUAACCCGAACGCUACUAUCAGCCUCAACUUUGCUGCAAUCUACGAUCUCCACAGCGGCGAUUUAACCUCCUUUCGCAACUUCUCCUUCCCGCUCGGUUUCAAUUACAGUGACUACGACCUGCCGCUGGACAGCGAAGAUGACGUGACCAAAACCCGCACCUUCUUUGCGGCCAAGGUCGUGAUUGGGGUGGCUCUGGUUGGCAUCAUGCUGGUCUGUGGCAUCGGCAACUUCAUCUUCAUUGCUGCUCUUGCACGCUACAAGAAGCUGCGAAACCUCACUAACCUGCUGAUUGCCAACCUGGCCAUCUCAGACUUCAUUGUGGCCAUCGUCUGCUGCCCCUUUGAGAUGGACUACUACGUGGUGAGGCAGCUGUCCUGGGAGCACGGCCACGUCCUCUGCGCCUCCGUCAACUACCUACGGACUGUCUCCCUCUAUGUUUCUACCAAUGCUCUCCUGGCUAUAGCUGUUGACAGGUAUCUGGCUAUUGUCCACCCACUGAAACCACGCAUGAAUUACCAAACAGCAACCUUCCUGAUCGCCUUGGUCUGGAUCAUCUCCAUACUUGUAGCAAUCCCAUCAGCCUACUUUGCUACCGUAACGGUGCUGUUUAUGGUAAAAAACCAGAAGAAAAAUUUCUGUGGUCAAAUUUGGCUAGUUGACCAGCAGAUGUACUACAAAUCAUACUUCCUCUUCAUCUUUGGCAUUGAAUUCGUUGCGCCUGUGAUCACGAUGACCUUGUGUUACGCCAGGAUCUCUCGGGAGCUUUGGUUCAAAGCCGUGCCAGGAUUUCAGACUGAUCAGAUCAGAAAGAGGCUUCGAUGCAGAAGGAAAACUGUGAUGGUACUGAUGUGCAUCCUGAUUGCCUACGUCCUCUGCUGGGCACCUUUCUAUGGCUUCACAAUUGUCCGUGACUUUUUCCCCACCGUCCUCGUGAAGGAGAAGCAUUACCUUACUGCUUUUUACAUUGUCGAAUGCAUUGCCAUGAGUAACAGCAUGAUCAACACCAUGUGUUUUGUAACUGUGAAAAAUAAUACCAUGAAGUAUUUCAAGAAGAUCAUGUUGCUCAGGUGGAGGUCAACAUACAAUGGAAGCAAAUCGAGCACAGAUUUAGACCUGAGAACAAACGCAGUGCCAGUCACAGAGGAGGUAGAGUGCAUAAAACUGAAAUAA
Messenger RNA from Indicator indicator, 1257 nucleotides. It is a transcript of the gene PROKR1, whose product is annotated as prokineticin receptor 1. Gene Ontology annotation, cellular component: membrane. Bases 1 to 1257 code for a protein of 418 amino acids. Lineage: Eukaryota; Metazoa; Chordata; Aves; Piciformes; Indicatoridae. Gene Ontology annotation, biological process: neuropeptide signaling pathway. Gene Ontology annotation, molecular function: neuropeptide Y receptor activity. The record is from RefSeq and is a predicted model, not a curated record. The transcript is spliced from 3 exons.